Gopherus evgoodei (Goodes thornscrub tortoise) is the source of this 1746-nucleotide messenger RNA. RefSeq names its product GDP-mannose pyrophosphorylase A (gene GMPPA). The record is from RefSeq and is a predicted model, not a curated record. Gene Ontology annotation, cellular component: cytoplasm. Bases 89 to 1399 code for a protein of 436 amino acids. Gene Ontology annotation, biological process: biosynthetic process. Lineage: Eukaryota; Metazoa; Chordata; Testudines; Testudinidae. Gene Ontology annotation, molecular function: transferase activity. The transcript is spliced from 15 exons.
GUGGGAUGAGGCGGUGACGUGGCCGGAAGUGGAGGCGCUGAGCAGCGCGGAGCCUGUUGAGAGGCGCAGUCACCCCGGGCCCGUGACGAUGCUGAAGGCCGUGAUCCUCAUCGGGGGGCCGCAGAAAGGGACUCGCUUCCGGCCCUUGUCCUUCGAAGUCCCGAAGCCGCUGUUCCCGGUGGCCGGGGUGCCCAUGAUCCAGCACCACAUCGAGGCCUGCACCAAGGUUCCAAGCAUGAAGGAGAUUGUCCUUGUGGGCUUCUACCAGCCCAACGAAGCCCUGAGCCGCUUCCUAGUGUCUGCACAGCAGGAGUUUAAAAUCCCCAUCAGGUACCUGCAGGAGUACGCGGCGCUGGGCACGGGCGGUGGCAUCUACCACUUCCGGGACCAGAUCCUGUCGGGCAGCCCUGAGGCCUUCUUCGUCCUCAACGCGGAUGUGUGCUCGGAGUUCCCCCUGCCGGAGAUGCUGGCCUUCCAGCAGCAGCGUGGAGACCCGCACAGCUUCGUCAUGCUGGGCACCACGGCCAACAGGAAGCAGUCCCUGAACUACGGCUGCAUCGUGGCCAACAUGGAGACGUGUGAGGUCCUGCACUACGUGGAGAAACCCAGCACCUUCGUCAGCGAGAUCAUCAACUGCGGCAUCUACCUGUUCACGCCAGCCAUCUUCCAGCACAUCGGCGAGGUCUUCCAGAGGACCCAGCAGGAGCUUCUCCUGGGCGCUUGCCUUGGCCCCACCCCGUGCGUCUCGCCUGGCAGGGAGGAGAGCCCCAACGGCUGGCAGCGUGCCGAGGUCAUCCGGCUGGAGCAGGACAUCUUCACGGCGCUGGCCGGGCGCGGCAAACUCUACGUCUACAAAACCGACGGCUUCUGGAGCCAGAUCAAAUCGGCCGGCUCUGCCAUCUACGCCAGCCGCCUCUACCUCAGCCAGUACAGCCAGUGCCACCCGGAGAGACUGGCCCCGAACAGUCCCGAGGGGCCCACCAUCCGAGGGAACGUGUAUCUCCACCCGACAGCGUCCAUCGACCGCAGCGCUGUGCUGGGUCCCAACGUCUCCAUCGGGAAGGGGGUGAUGGUGGGAGCCGGCGUGCGUGUGCGCGAGUCCAUCAUCCUGCACGGGGCGUCGCUGCAGGAUCACACCUGUGUGCUGAACAGCAUUGUGGGCUGGGACAGCACCAUCGGACGCUGGGCCCGGGUUGAAGGGACGCCCAGCGACCCAAACCCCAACGACCCCUACGCCAAAAUCGACAGCGAGACCCUCUUCAGGGACGGCAGGCUCACGCCCUCCAUCACCAUCCUGGGCUGUAACGUCACCAUCCCUGCGGAGGUUGUGAUCCUCAACUCCAUCGUCCUGCCCCACAAGGAGCUGAGCCGCAGCUUCAAGAACCAGAUCAUCCUGUGAGGGGCCAGCGGAGCGGUGGGACGGGCCCGGCCGGGAGCUGGGGACCUUCUGGGCCUGGCCCGGUUGCAGUGCAGUUCUAUAUUAUAGACUCAGAGAAAGAGACCUUCUAAAACCGUUACAACGUAGGACUGGCCCGCGGAACCUUACCUGAGAGUGACUGAAUGGAAACUCGGGGGGAAACUGGACAAAGGGAGAGAGUCGGCUGGGGAAUCGGAGGGAACCCUGCGGCUGGGCUCUAAGCUCCCUGCCCCCCAGAAGACCCUGACUGAGGGGACCUAGUUGUACCUACAAGGCCUGGUUUGGAGUGCGUACCUCUCAUCUAAUAAACUUUCUGUUCUACUGCCCCA